Molecule: messenger RNA, 1862 nt
Organism: Triplophysa dalaica
Lineage: Eukaryota; Metazoa; Chordata; Actinopteri; Cypriniformes; Nemacheilidae
Gene: cirbpb
Product: cold inducible RNA binding protein b
Exons: 8
Coding region: 162-767 (201 amino acids)
Biological process (GO): positive regulation of mRNA splicing, via spliceosome
Cellular component (GO): spliceosomal complex
Molecular function (GO): RNA binding
Source: RefSeq, a predicted model, not a curated record
UUAAUCAAUCAAGGAAGGCGACGUGGUCACGCCCACCGUGAUUUGCAUCCACGUGAUGCCUUUAAACUCGCGCCAUUUUCUCAACACGGUCUCAUUCUGUCGCAGUCUGCGUCACGUUCACUACCUGUUCUUUGGUCCCGAGAAACCCUAAGAUUUUCAACAUGUCUGACGAGGGAAAGCUAUUCAUUGGUGGUCUGAGUUAUGAUACCACCGAGCAGUCCUUGGAAGAUGCCUUUUCCAAAUAUGGAACGAUUGCAAAAGUUGACGUCAUCAGAGACAGAGAAACCGACCGUUCCAGAGGUUUUGGCUUUGUAACAUUCGAGAAUCCCGAGGAUGCUAAAGAUGCCAUGGCUGCCAUGAAUGGGAAGUCUGUUGAUGGCCGUAUGAUCAGAGUUGAUGAAGCUGGCAAGUCUGGUGGAAGAUCUGGGGGCUUCAGAGGUGGUUCUGGAGGUGGCAGAGGUUUCUUCAGGGGUGGAAGAGGUAGAGGUGGUGGAAGCUAUGGUGGUGACAGGAGUUUUGGUGGUGAGAGGAGCUACGGUGGGGACAGAAGCUAUGGUGGUGACCGUAGCUACAGCGGUGGUGAUAGAGGCUAUGGUGGUGGCGGAGACAGGAGCUACGGCGGAGGUGAACGAUCCUACGGUGGUGGCGGAUACUCGUCCAACAGGAGUGGAGGCUACUCCAGUGGCGGAUAUAGAGACAACAGGAACCAGGGAGGUUACGACCGUUCCGGUGGCUCCUACAGAGAUAACUAUGACAGCUACGGCUGAAAUCCUGAUGCUGGACUAGACGGGAAACUAACCUUGUGAAGUGCUGACAUAAAGCGCUCUGUUUCGUGGCAGAAAUGGACAGGUGAUAAUGAUGGGUUAAUGCUUGGAGACAGGCUGUAUUAAUGCCACCACUCCCUGAUCCAAACCCUCAGCCCAAGUGCCCUUGGAUCAACCUAGUGGCAGAGCGGCAAGAAAGAGAUUGUGCAACACCAUUUUGAUAACUCAUCUUGAAUAAAAAAACAAAUCAAACAAGCUUGGGCCAUUUUAUUUGUAACCAUCUUGGAUAACAGGCAGUGAUCAGAAUUUGACCAGCAACAAGAUUUAAUUUUAUACACUGUAAACUGUGUUUCUCCGUGUCCAAUAGUGCGUUAGCAAAUUUCCGUUUGUAGCAACACUUUCUCCAGCUUCAGUUUUGUCAAUUUCUUGUUGUUUUAAGGCAUAUAUUCAAUCUUUGAGGACUCUGUUUAGAUAAGAAAUUUGUGUUAGUCUCUGCCCCUUGUUCUAGAAAUCAAAUUCACAAUAUAUUAAAAAAGCUUAAGAAAUAUAAACCAAUAAGGUCAAAUGUCCCUCACCUCUGUACCAGUUUUCUCUGGUGACUCUGAAGUAGGGCUUAUGGUUGAUAUUGACUCCUAAAACAGUUAUUGCAGUCAGAUAAAAGUUGAGUACGUGACUUUAUGGUUCAGUAAAGAACAAUCGUCUGAGGGAGCUUUUUCAGUGUCCUAUGCAAUGAAUGUUAUAGCUAUCAAUAACAGGCGUGCUUUUUGCUUUAGAAUUUUUUUUUACUUACUGCGUUUUCCACUGGCUUGGUUACUGCUGAGCGAGCUGUAUUAUCUAAAAUUGCACAAAGGUUGGGAAACACCAUCUCAUUAAAAUAAACUACUAAGGAAAAAGCGAUGGAGCUGCAUCUGCAAUCCGUCAGUUCACAUUAAACCUUGUGCAAGCUCUUCUGUCAGGUUAUAAGGGAGUAUAGUGAUAUAGUAUUGCCACUUUGUUUAAUGUUCUUGUAUUCACUUUUACUUGGAAGAUAUCAAAAUUAUUAUACGAAAAUGUGGGAACUUUUAAUUUGAAAAAAUAAAAACUUGUCAAAUAACAUAA